AUGGUUUGGAAGAAGCUUGCAUUUCCAGAGCAGUUUUUUUCACCAAGAAGAAAGGUGAUUUCUGGGUUUGGUUUGGGGAUUGGAGUUUCUAUUGUUGUACUUGGUGUACUAUUGUUCAGCAACUCAUUAAAAAGUCCUACAGUGGAACCUUCGAUACAAGGAUUCUAUAGUGUUGGUCUGAAUUCUGGUUCCGUUUCAUGGCCUUUCUCAUUUUCAAGUAGUUCUGGUUCUUCUUUCUCUCAUGGUGCUAGUACUUCAGAAACGCCGGAAUCUAUUGAUUUGGAGCAUAAGGUUGAAGAAGGAAGGGUUCUGAACAGAACCCAUGAAGCAAAUUCAUCUGUAGUUGCUGGAAAUCCAAAAUUUGUGGAGGCCAAUGGGAAAGGGACGGUUUUGGAGAAUACCCAUUUUCAAAAUUUUACAGAGGAGGUUAAAGAUCGAAGCAUUGUGAUUGAAGACGAAAAGAAUCAACAGAAAAACAGUGAUAAUGGGUCAUUAAUUGCUGAAAAGGGUAAAGUUUUGAGUUCAAAUGGGGGAGGAACUGUAGUAGAGAUUGCCCAUUUGGGAAACUCCUCUGAGCUUUUGAAAAAUGGAAGCUUGCAUGGUGAAGAGGAGAGGGUGAUUGGGAAUUUUAGCCUUUCUGGCAUAGAAGAUGUGCAUGCAGAGAAAACAAUUGAAGGCAGUUUGUCAAAGAAUUCUAGUAAUGAGGAUGAUAAGGUCACAGAAAAUAAGAGGAAGAAAAGCGUUCGGGAGACAGCUCAUCUAGGAAAUUCGAAGGAGAAAAACAAGAUCAUUGACUAUGAUUCUCAACUCAGGAAAAUGCAGACUGAUUCUUAUCAGAAAUGUGAUAUAUUUUUUGGUAAGUGGGUAAGAGAUGAUUCAAAGCCAUAUUAUCCUGGAGGUUCUUGCCCAUACAUUGAUAGGGAUUUUAAUUGUCACCUAAAUGGGAGGCCAGAUAAUGCUUUUAUAAAAUGGAAAUGGCAGCCAAAUGAGUGUGACAUCCCAAGCCUGAAUGCAACCGAUUUUCUGGAGAGGUUGAGGGGAAAGAGGUUGGUGUUUGUGGGGGAUUCACUGAAUAGGAACAUGUGGGAGUCUCUGGUGUGUAUUCUUCGCAACAGCCUUCGAUACAAGAGAAGAGUUCAUGAGAUUUCGGGAAAGAGUGAAUUUAAAAAGAAGGGCUUUUAUGCCUUCAGAUUUGAGGAUUAUAAUUGUUCAGUGGAUUUUGUUGCUUCUCCAUUCCUUGUUAGGGAAUCAUCGUUCACUGGUCGAAAUGGUUCAUUUGAGACAUUAAGAUUGGAUUUGAUGGACCAGACAACUUCUAUGUAUCAUGAUGCUGAUGUGAUCGUUUUUAACACUGGCCAUUGGUGGACUCAUGAGAAAACAUCUAAAGGGGAAGACUAUUACCAAGAAGGCAACUAUGUACAUCCCAGACUGAAGGUUCUCAAAGCAUACAAGAGGGCUCUCACCACUUGGGCUAGAUGGGUUGACAAGAACAUUGAUGUCAAGCGGACUCAGGUUUUCUUCAGAGGAUAUUCAGUUACCCAUUUCAGCGGAGGGCAAUGGAACUCAGGUGGGCAGUGCCACAAAGAAGCAGAGCCAAUCUUUAAUGAGACUUAUUUAGGGAAUUACCCUUCAAAGAUGAGAGCUCUAGAGCAUGUACUUCAAGAAAUGAAAACUCCAGUGACAUAUCUAAACAUAAGCAAGCUUACAGAUUACAGAAAAGACGGACACCCUUCCAUUUACAGAAUGAAAUACAAGACAGUAGAAGAACAGAUUACUGCAGAGCAAUCUCAGGAUUGCAGCCAUUGGUGUUUGCCUGGGGUUCCAGAUACUUGGAAUGAAUUGCUAUAUGUUUCUCUUUUGAAGGCCGGAAGGGCAUCGGUGGGAAGCUGA
This is a messenger RNA of Prunus armeniaca (apricot), 1890 nucleotides long. NCBI's taxonomy places the organism in Eukaryota, Viridiplantae, Streptophyta, Magnoliopsida, Rosales, Rosaceae. The record is from the annotation of a GenBank genome assembly.